This is a messenger RNA of Haplochromis burtoni (Burton's mouthbrooder), 4307 nucleotides long. It is a transcript of the gene foxl1, whose product is annotated as forkhead box L1. The record is from RefSeq and is a predicted model, not a curated record. NCBI's taxonomy places the organism in Eukaryota, Metazoa, Chordata, Actinopteri, Cichliformes, Cichlidae. The transcript has a single exon. Gene Ontology annotation, molecular function: DNA-binding transcription factor activity, RNA polymerase II-specific; RNA polymerase II cis-regulatory region sequence-specific DNA binding. Bases 199 to 1368 code for a protein of 389 amino acids. Gene Ontology annotation, biological process: cell differentiation; regulation of transcription by RNA polymerase II; anatomical structure morphogenesis.
GUGGGCUAAGAGCAGCACCGACUGUUUAUGAUGGACAAUUUAUUUCCCAGUGCAAAGUCAACAUAACACAGCAAACGUACAACAAUUAUUAACAUUUUUCUGGGGCCCUCAUGAGGCUGAAGAGUCAGUCAGUGGAGGAGUGGAGCUGCGGGAGCAGGCUCAACUUUCCCCGGGACACACUGCGGCUUUCCCGCCGUCAUGACUCUCUACCACGGCCGUCUGCCGUCACUCGGAGUGACAUCUUCGGCUUUGAGCCUCUCCGCCCCCCCGCUGAUCUACCUGUACGGAGGCGACAGCGGCGGGGUCGUGCCCACCGCCCUGAGCUUCGUGCCGGCCCGCCAGGAGCCCCCGCAGAAGCCGCCCUACAGCUACAUCGCGCUCAUCGCCAUGGCCAUCAAGAGCGCACCGGAGCAGCGCGCCACGCUCAGCGGCAUCUACCAGUUCAUCAUGGACCGAUUCCCCUUCUAUCACGACAACAAACAGGGCUGGCAGAACUCGAUCCGUCACAACUUGUCCCUGAACGACUGCUUCAUCAAGGUGCCCCGGGAGAAGGGCCGGCCGGGCAAAGGCAGCUACUGGACGUUGGACACCAAGUGUCUGGAUAUGUUUGAAAACGGCAACUACCGCCGGAGGAAGAGGAAGGCGAAGUGUCAGCAGGAGGCUCUGGACUCCAAGGCCACCGGGCACAAGCGCACCAAGGCCCCCGGGCAACCUAGGGACCCUCAGACCUCCCCGAAACAUCAAGCUGGCUCGAGGGUAACAGAAGCACCCGCGAGGGAUGAGGAGGAGGCGAGGACGCCCGCAGACAGGAAACAUAUUCUUGGCGAGUUGAAUCACGCGGAACAGCCGCAGAGCCCCUCCACGCAGAGACUUAAAGUGCCCCCCAACCAACACAGCAGUCAGGCCGCCGGCAGGGAGCUUCACGCCCCACAGCUCGAGCCGUGCUCCGCGCCGAAACGCGCUGCGCUGUGGACGGACGACGCUCAUCUCCCAGACGAGACCCUUGACCCGAAAUCAGAGGAGAGGAAGUCUGCGUUCAGCCAAAGAGAAAGAGGUCCUCUCUGCACCGUCAGCUGCGCAGGAAACACAAACUUGGCCGCACCUGCGCCAGACAGACCGAAGGGGAACACACUGAGCAGGGACAAAUCCAAAGGUUUCAGCAUAGACAGCAUUUUAGCGAAGAGCGAGGACGAAAUACGAGGCAGCAUCCUCGGCCUGCCGGCCGAGACAUGCGCACAGGGCCAAAAUCCGGCUUUCAGCGCGUCCGUGGUCCUCGGCGCGCGUCAGCAUCAGUUGUACCAGAUGGGAUUCCCUUUCUGCUCUUACCUGUCGCUGUCCUACCCUGACAAAGUGCUGCAUUUUAAAUGACCGGCAGACUUUCGUGCGUUUUACGCACCAAACGCGUAAAAGUGUAAAGUCUGUGUUUAGCUUUACACGCAGAGACACGAAACAGGAUCUCUGCCAUCAUCUACUUUAAAGUUCGGACAAAAAUGAACAAAGAGCGUCAAGAAGACUUUUAUCUCCAUCUUUACGCAUGCGUCAUUUUCAGGUUUGUGAUUAUAUUCAGUUUUUUCCUCCCAAAUCUGUUGCUCCUCAGAAAUUAUGGCUGCACAAAACAUAAUGCUCAGUACAAUAAAAGGAUGUCGUCCCUGCCAUGUAAAUAUUUACGGAUAUGCUACACUUUACUCAUGAUGGUGAAACCCCAUAAAGCAAGAACAGUGCGUAAUUUAAUUUUAAUUGUCGUGACUGGGCCUGAAGAUGCCGUACAAUAUGAAGUUUAGUACUCAGUAAUGAUGUAACCAAAACCUAUUAUUAUUUUCCACUCUGCUCUGGAUUUGAACAUUUAUUUUACUGCAAAAUAAAAUUUAGCCAAAAAUGUUGACGUGAUUUAUUUUAAAUUGUGGUACGAAAGAAUAAAUAGAAACACUGCUGGAAAGCUGCACCUUUGUUUCCCCCCCCCCCGUUUUGCUUUAAGAAAAAUGAGACGACGUGUUUGGUUUUGUUCAUUUUCAUUAAAGUUUAUGAGUUUAAAAAAUGAAAUAAAACCCAUAUCAGGGCUUUCACCAACGAAACAUCAGCAGCAACAGAACUGAAAAACUGGACACUGCCUUGUAGUUUAAGGACAGACAGACAUUCCAUUAUUAAAAGUUGAUGCUUAUCUGAAAAAUUAUAACAAAGUUUCAUUGAAAUCAAAAACAUGUACCGUUUGAGAACAGAGAGAUACAUUGUGCAUUUACAGAAUUCAUAAAAAAUCAAUUAAUAAAAAAACUUGAAAAUGUUCUGGGGAAAUCAGAGAAUGUAACUUCAUAUUUGUGAACACAGCAAAGUAUUUAAAUCAUGUUUUUCCAAGUUGAGCGGCAGUAAGAAUGUGCGGUGAUGGCGCUUUAUUUCAGUGGAAUGAGAGAGCAGAGGCAGCCGGGCAGUCUUUGGAGGGCAGCUUUAUAAAUAAACAUCAUGCUGUGCUGCUCCCUGGUAUUUGUUGAGGAGGACCGGCCCACCUUUGCAUUUCAUACGGUGAGAAAAGAUUAUCGACCGCAAUGAAAUGCAGUGCGAUGUGAUAAAAGGAAUCAAAAGGCUUCCAGGUGGAGGAGGAAGCAUUCAUAUGAACAGUGCCGAGCACAGAAAACAAUUGUAGAUCAUGAUUAUGAUCAGUAAGAGACACAUCCAUAUAGUUUCUUCCACAUCCAGCAUUCAUCCAGAAUCUGAAGCAUUUAGAUGAUUUUAUGUUUGGAACCAGCGGUUUCAGCUUUUGCCCACAAAGCGUUUGAUUAUAGAGCAGUCCAGGCUGGAUGGUGACCUUGUGAAGGUGAAGCUUAAAGUAAUUUACCAGUAUUUAUACAUACUGUACGUGUGGAUAUAUUUGGCACAGCCACACAGAUCUGUGUGUGAAGGUGUUCUCAUAAAUACCUGCUUAAAUCAGUGCAAUCAGUCAUAUGGUACCCCCUGUGCAAGGUGGCAACACCGGGUCCCCCAGGCGCCCCCAAAAGUCCACAGUUUACUUAUCAUUUCAGCCUAAUGAUGAUGAUAUAUUAGCACAGUUUAGGUUAAAUACAUAGACCUUAAGUGCUUUAUUUUCUGCUGAGCUUAUUUGUUUAAGUUUGUGUUUCAAAGUGUGUUUUAAUCAACACCCAGAAAACCAGGAACCAUCCGUCAGUGAAAAUGGGGGAAAAUCUUUGUUUUACUGAAGUUCACAUAAUCCAGAGUUUCAGCUGCAGCUGUCAAAUUCACCAAAUCUAGGACUACAAAAAGAAACGGCAUGUUUUUAUUGUUUGCAGCGCUGACCAUGACCUAAACUCAACGUCCAUUUAUCAGCUUUCCUUGGGCCUUUAACCAUGUCUGAGGUCACCUGCAAACAACAUUUAGAAACACGUUUUUUGGUUCAACUGUUUCCACAUCAAGAAUGAGUUUGUAAAAAUCACAGUAAAUAAUAAUAAAAAAAUCGAAAUCUCAAAGGAACCAAACAACAAAAACAGUAAUAAUCCUAUCUAAUAAUUUUCUCAUGUUUAAACUUUUUGUAUUUUUUAAUUCUGGUACCUUUUUCUCAUUUAUAUUAUUACAUUAGGAGUUAAAGCUAAAACUUCAAACAGCACGAAAGGCAAAUGAAUAAAACAAAUUCUCAUCAUAAAGCUGAAAUAUUAAUACUAAAUCAUAAAAGUGUAAAAUACUUAUGACUCCUCUCCAAACCAGCAGCUGUGAUUCCAUGCAGGUAAACGCAACGACACGCUGAAGCAUUCACAUAACUAACAGCUCAACACACUCCAGAUAUUUUAUUCAUGCUCAUGUGUUCAUAUAGAAUUAUGUAACACACAGCCUCAUCUUUAUUUAAUUCUAUAUUUAUACAAAACAAUUAUCAUCAUUUGUUGCAAUCUAUCUUAUGUCUGUUUGCUCCAUUAAUACACAAGCUGGAGCAGUCUGCAUCAGGCUGUAAAUUCCCUCCUUGCAUCCAGACAGAUCCGGGCUGGAGUGUGACUGUUUCCUCGGGAAUAUCAAAAUGAUUUCUUCCACUUUCUCUUCUUUCAAUUCAAGAAAUUUUGAGCGCUCUCUCAAUGGAGGAAUUCUUCCAAAAAUAAUUAAAUCUGGAUCUGGAUCAACAACAAAAGUUAAUCACUUCUACAUUUCUCCAAAAGCAGCUUCAGAUGUUCAAAUGCAUCAAGAACUUUUUGAGUAAACUUAUAGAAGAAGAAUCAGCCCUAUUAUCUCCACCCCUCUGUGGAGAUAAUAAGGACAUCAGUCCUUUGCAAUCCUGCAAUUUGUAACAUAAUAACUUUGAUCUGUAUUUUUUUUUAAUGACAGAAAAUGAAGGGUGU